CGGCGGUUCCCACCUUAUCAUCGGUGGGAAGCCUAUUCCCCCUCAUUGAUACGUCGUCGCCAUCGCGAAAUCAGUCGAAAGCGAAGCGGCAUCCCACAUUAACAGCUCCCUUUGGAACAAGUGUCUGUGAGAACUAUGAGACCUUCCUGCAUCGUGCUGUUUCUUGUAGCCGGAGGGGUACUUGCAGACGCCGGGCGCUAUUCUCCAGACUGGACUUCUCUGGACACUCGGCCGUUGCCUACCUGGUACGACGAUGCCAAAGUCGGCAUCUUCCUACACUGGGGAGUAUUCUCGGUCCCCAGCUUUGGAAGCGAGUGGUUCUGGUGGCACUGGCAGCACGACAUGAACGUCGCGUACCUGAAAUUUAUGCUUGAGAACUACAAGCCCGGCUUCACCUAUCCGGAGUUCGCGCCCCAAUUUACGGCGCAGUUCUUUGACCCGGACCGCUGGGCGGACCUGUUCUACAAGUCUGGAGCUAGGUACGUGGUGUUAACGAGCAAGCAUCACGAAGGGUACACGCUGUGGCCAUCGAAAGUGUCUUGGAACUGGAAUGCUGGGGACGUCGGGCCCAAGAGGGAUCUGGUUGGUGACCUUGCAGCGGCCAUUCGGAAGAAGGGAGAAAAAGUUCGCUUUGGUCUGUACCAUUCGCUUUAUGAGUGGUACAACCCGCUUUACCUCGCUGACAAAGCUGCCAAGUGGACAACGAAUGACUUUGUCAAGGGAAAGACCAUGCCGGAGCUCAGAGAGGUUGUCGAAAGGUACAAGCCGGACGUCAUCUGGUCCGACGGAGACUGGGAGGCUUCAGACACCUACUGGAACAGUACUGAAUUCCUAGCUUGGCUCUACAACGACAGCCCAGUGAGCUCCAGCGUAGUGGUCAAUGACCGUUGGGGCGUUGGCAUACCCUGCAAACAUGGCGACUUCUACAACUGCAAGGACCACUACAACCCAGGAGUACUGCAGAAGCACAAGUGGGAGAAUGCCAUGACCAUCGACAAGGAAUCGUGGGGAUACCGGAGGAACGCGAAGCUAAGUGACUACCACACCAUCGAAGAACUUCUUGAAGAGUUGGCGAGAACCAUAAGCUGCAACGGCAACAUCCUUAUCAACGUAGGGCCCACCAAAGAUGGCAUCAUUGAACCUGUUUUUGAAGAGAGACUGCUUCAGCUGGGCAGAUGGCUGGGUGUGAACGGUGAGGCUGUUUACGGUUCAAAACCGUGGAAGUACCAGAAUGACACGCUCACGCAGGGAAUCUGGUACACAGCCAACAAGGACAUGGAUGCGGUAUACGUAUUUGUCCUCAAGUGGCCGAAGGCCAACAAGCUCUCACUAGAAACGCUCGAAUUGUCACCUGGAGCAACGAUCACCAUGUUGGGCUUUGAGGGUGACCAGCUCGAGUGGCAUCACAACAAACGUGGGAAGAGUGCCACCAGUUCGAGAAAGCUGACCAUCGAGCUUCCAUCACUCACCCCGGAUCUUCUGCCUACACCGUGGGCUUGGGUGCUCAAGAUUCAGGGGGCACUCUAAAGACGACUAAAAGUAACGUCACUCUAGAUUUUCUCACGCUAAUGAGUCUGAACAAUCGUCUUAAAUAGUAUCGUAUCACCUUCCGUAUUACGGUGUUUAAGUCUUGAAGAGUAUAUUAAAGCUAUGAUUGGGGGAUCAAACAGAAAUGACCCUAGCCUGUGUGAGAGACUUCAUGAAGGGAAAAGUUUCGGUCUUGCUGGUUGCUGCUGUUGCCGCCCUUGAGUCCCGGUAGACCCUUGUUGUCGUUGCUUCUGAACGUUUGUUGGCACUUACCAGAGAGGGAAUUGGCGAAGAAUCUGUAUGGUUCGUGGACCUUUCUUCAGUCCGUUAGGAAACUUUGUUUUCUUCUUAGAGUGGUGUACAAACGUCAAAGAAGUAUACGUUUAUUCAAAUAUGCUUACGAAAUAAAGUAUCUAAAUAAA
This is a messenger RNA of Ixodes scapularis (black-legged tick), 1949 nucleotides long. Its product is annotated as alpha-L-fucosidase. The transcript has 2 exons. NCBI's taxonomy places the organism in Eukaryota, Metazoa, Arthropoda, Arachnida, Ixodida, Ixodidae. Gene Ontology annotation, molecular function: alpha-L-fucosidase activity. The coding region runs from base 136 to 1527 and encodes 463 amino acids. Gene Ontology annotation, biological process: fucose metabolic process; glycoside catabolic process. The record is from RefSeq and is a predicted model, not a curated record. Gene Ontology annotation, cellular component: lysosome.